Scutellospora calospora is the source of this 804-nucleotide messenger RNA. The record is from the annotation of a GenBank genome assembly. NCBI's taxonomy places the organism in Eukaryota, Fungi, Glomeromycota, Glomeromycetes, Diversisporales, Gigasporaceae.
AUGACGAUUCCACCAAAAACAAAUGCUUUAAACGCUAAUCGUUCUUUAAAUGAAAGUAGCAAUAAAAUGAAAUUUCCUACUUCCUCAUUUUCACCAUCACCUCCUUCGAGCUCAUAUCUCAAUCUGCCACUUGAUCCAAAGAGUUGGAAUUCCGCUCAUGUUGCUACAUAUCUUACUUAUUCAUUACAACUUUAUCCUCCCGAAACCGUAUUUGAUUUAUCUUAUUAUGUUCAAAACGAUCUAAAACUUACAGGACGCAGAUUUUUGAGGCUUGAAGAAGAAAAUUUAAAGCAAGUUGGAUUUAAUGAAUCAUGGAUAAAGCUAAUUUUGUUGAGCGUUAAAGCUUUGAGAAGAGAGCAAUCGAAAGUUAGGAGAGAACAAUUGAAAGAAAAGAUAUCGUUGAAGGGAUGUGGAAUUGUAAGGGAAUCAGAUGAAUUGGAAUGUAAAGAAUUCAAUACAAUAGAAGCAUAUGAAGAUUGCUCACCCAAAAUGUCACCUACAUUAAAUUCCUCUUCAAAUGUUAUGUCUAAUGAUAUUUCAAAAAAAUUACAAAACGCAGCUUUCUCAGACUUGGUUGCUUAUGACAAAGAAUUAAUUAGACAUGAAUUAUUUCAACGAAAUAAUAUUAAAAUGGAACCCGACAAAGAAAUGGAUAUAUCAGUGUCAUUUUCACGAGUAUUAUCGAACGCUUCAGAGUGGGCCAAGAAUGAAAUUUUUGGACGCACAACCUACAUGAGUGGGUUUACGCAAGGUGUCAUGCUUGGAGGAUUUAUUGUAUGGACAUGCAUGAGAGCGAUUAGAUAG